ACUGUUUUUUUUCGAAUGUACGUCGCUUUCACUUCUAUAGCUGCUGUAUUUGGCAUAGUCGGAUUUACACCUGUACAAUUGUACCAUAAUCAUGUUGUAAAGAUUCAUUGGAUGCAUGUACGGUUGAACCGAUUUUGCAGUAAAAAAACAGAAGCAGUAAGGCAGGGAACCGUCUUGUUGAAGAACGAUAACAGUUUUUUGCCUCUAAAGAGAAGUGAAGUUAGUCAUAUUGCUAUAAUUGGAGCGGCAGCAAACGAUGCAUACAUAAUGGGUGGAGAUUACACAGGUGUUCCCUGUGAUCCUAUCACCUUCCUUAAAGGCAUGCAAGCCUUUGUUCCGCAAACGACCGUUGCUGGCGGUUGCAAAAAUGUAUCAUGUGACUCAACGGAUGGAUUUGGUGAAGCCAUUGAAGUAGCUAAAAGAGCUGAUAUUGUUGUUGUGAUUGCUGGGUUGAACCUGACUCAGGAGACCGAAGAUCUUGAUAGAGUGACCCUUCUCCUUCCAGGCAAGCAGCAGGAUCUCGUAAAUAUCAUUGCCGGUGUAACAAAGAAGCCUAUUGUGUUGGUCAUCACGGGCGGUGGUCCUGUCGAUGUUUCUUUCGCGAAGCAAGAUCCAAGAAUUGCAAGUGUCCUGUGGAUUGGAUAUCCAGGGGAAGUUGGCGGUCAAGUUCUCCCAGAAAUUCUUUUCGGAGAGUACAAUCCAGGAGGAAAGUUGACUAUGACUUGGUACCCCGAAUCCUUCACUGCGGUUCCAAUGACCGAUAUGAACAUGAGAGCCGACCCUUCGCGCGGCUACCCUGGAAGAACAUAUCGGUUCUACACCGGAGAUGUGGUAUACGGUUUCGGUCACGGUCUGAGUUACACAAAGUACUCAUACAACUUCUUGCAAGGUCCAAACAGAAUCAGCCUGUCACAGUCACCAGUUCCAGGCCUCAUCAGUAGGAAGCCUGCAUACACACGGAGGGACGGACUGGACUACGUCCAGGUUGAAGACAUCGCAUCAUGUGAAUCCCUAGUCUUCUCUGUCCACAUCUCGGUCACCAACGAAGGUGCCAUGGACGGGAGCCACGCCGUCCUGCUGUUCACGAGAUCGAAGUUGAGAGUUCCGGGCUUCCCUCUGAAGCAGCUGGUUGGUUUCGAGCGCGUUUACACUGCCGCCGGCAGAUCAACCAACGUGGAGAUCAAGGUGGAUCCCUGCAAGCACAUGAGCGCGGCCAACACUGAAGGCAGAAGGGUGCUGCUCCUGGGAUCCCAUCAUGUCAUGGUAGGAGACGAAGUGCACGAGUUUGUCAUCGAAGCAUAACAAUCUACAAGGUGUGUCACUUCUAUAGCUGCUGUAUUUGGCAUAGUCGGAUUUACACCUGUACAAUUGUACCAUAAUCAUGUUGUAAAGAUUCAUUGGAUGCAUGUACGGUUGAACCGAUUUUGCAGUAAAAAAAACAGAAGCAGUAAUUUUGACGCUGUUCCAGUUUGUCAUCGAAGCAUAACAAUCUACAAGGUGUGUCACUUCUAUAGCUGCUGUAUUUGGCAUAGUCGGAUUUACACCUGUACAAUUGUACCAUAAUCAUGUUGUAAAGAUUCAUUGGAUGCAUGUACGGUUGAACCGAUUUUGCAGUAAAAAAAACAGAAGCAGUAAUUUUGACGCUGUUCCA
This is a messenger RNA of Triticum aestivum (bread wheat), 1651 nucleotides long. Its product is annotated as probable beta-D-xylosidase 6. NCBI's taxonomy places the organism in Eukaryota, Viridiplantae, Streptophyta, Magnoliopsida, Poales, Poaceae. Gene Ontology annotation, molecular function: xylan 1,4-beta-xylosidase activity; alpha-L-arabinofuranosidase activity. Bases 16 to 1302 code for a protein of 428 amino acids. The transcript is spliced from 3 exons. Gene Ontology annotation, biological process: arabinan catabolic process; xylan catabolic process. The record is from RefSeq and is a predicted model, not a curated record.